ACAUCUCCAAAACUCAGACAACUUAGACUGAAGAAGAGCCACAAGAAACUAACAAAACCUAACAAGAAACUAACAAAAACUAACAAGAAACUAAUAAGAAACUAACAAGAAACUAACCUGCUCAAACAGCUCAUGCCUAAACGAUACUGCUGUGUUCAUUUCUGUUUAUUCGGACUUAUACAGUUUAUGGCAUCACCUGUGGCUAGCGUUAAGUCAACCUGUUUGUAGCUGUUAGUGUUUCGUUGCCGUUGGCGUCAGGAUGGACUCGUACCACGUUUUGGAGCUCGCUGGAGAGGGCUCAUAUGGCCGCGUUUACAAAGGAAGAAAGAAAUACAGUGGACAAGUCGUGGCCCUAAAGUUCAUGCCUAAAGUGGGCCGUUCUGAAAAGGAGCUAAGAAAUCUGAAAAGAGAAAUAGAGAUUAUGAGGGAUCUUCAACAUCCAAAUAUUGUUCAGCUUUUUGACAGCUUUGAGACAGCCACAGAGGUAGUAGUUGUGACUGAAUAUGCUGAGGGACAACUGUUUCAGAUCCUUGAAGAUGAUGGCAGUUUACCAGAAUGUCAGGUCAGAGAGAUAGCCUGCCAGUUGGUUUCAGCUCUUUAUUAUUUGCAUUCCCAUCGCAUUCUUCAUCGUGACAUGAAACCUCAAAACAUCCUGCUUGGGAAAAGUGGAGUGGUGAAGCUCUGUGAUUUUGGGUUUGCCAGGGCCAUGAGCGUGUCCACUCUGGUGCUGACUUCAAUCAAAGGCACACCACUGUACAUGUCUCCAGAGCUUGUGGGGGAGAUGCCCUAUGACCACACUGCUGAUCUCUGGUCCCUAGGCUGCAUUCUUUAUGAGCUCCACACGGGGGUGCCCCCAUUCUACACUAACUCCAUAUUUCACCUGGUGCAGAUGAUAGUAAGAGACCCAGUCAAAUGGCCACCAACAAUGAGCGACAACUGCAUGAGUUUCCUGAAAGGAUUGUUGACAAAAGACCCCCAGAAGCGACUUUCAUGGCCUGAUCUUUUGCAUCACCCAUUUGUAGAAGAUGGUGUUCAAGUUUUUUCAGACUCAACUGUGUUCAACCCCCUGACAGAAAUGCCUAGUCCUGAUAUGGUGGCACUGAAACUUCAGCAGGUCGCAUUGAAGACACCGCGGGUGACAGGGGAGAGUAGAUUAUUGCAAAAAGCCUGUGAAAAAACAAAGGAGAAAAAAGAAAUACAAAACAAAUGUGGUCACUCCAAGACAGCAGUCAAACAGUCUACCUUUAGACAGACAAAGCUACCACCUCUAGAAAAAGAUUUAAAAACAUCCAACACUAAUUCACAAGUUGGUGGCCACCAGAAAUCUAAAUACAGGAGUCAAAUCAGCAGAGACUAUGCACAGGAGUUCCCCUCUGUAGAGAGCAGUCCACAGUCAGUUCAGAGGUGCUUUGAAGAAAGAAGACCCUCUUUGCAUGCACAGUUUAGGAAACCGGAUGCUGAGGACCUUUGGGAAAAACUCCUCUCAGAUGUAGGCCAAUGCAGACUUGAAGUGCUUAGGCAUAAUGACCUCAUCCCAAGAGUUAAAUCAACAUUUCUUGCAUUUAAAACUCAGCUCAAAAGCGGAACCGUCAUAGAACCAUUAGAGAUCCAUCAGCCACUGAAGCUCUUAAACAGUCUGAUCCACUCUGAUCAGAAAGACACCUAUGACCUCUGUUUACAAAUCGGGCUGCCCUAUUCACUCUUUGACUUAAUCUAUGCCAUAGUUGAAAACCCAAAUAUUGCUAAGCUUCCAUGGUCUAUUCCUGCACUUGGUGAAAUGUUUGAUCUGCUCCUGAUCUUUUGGGGCAGGCACUGUGAUUGGGCAGAAGAAGAAUAUAGCCAAUUAGAAGACCACUCAAAGAUGUUUAUCACAGUUCUUAAUCAACCAAAGUUGAGGACAUUGGCACCUCUUGCAGCCUCUGUGUUGGCUAUCUUUAUACAACAUGGUGUAACUGUGGAUGCUGAUGUGGACACUCUGAUUUCAUUGUUGCGCGACCUUUGGGAAAUGAAUGAGGACCUCAUUCCCUUACCAGCGGGAUGGGGAAUGUUCGAUGGAAUCCUGGCUUUAUUCCUUCACACUCUCUCAGAGUGUGACAGUGGACAGGGGUCUUUGCGUUUAGACCCUGAUUUGUUUCUGGAUUUAUGGAUAAGUGUUGGUGUCUCACUUGGAAGAACCCCACCAUCCACAGAUCACUAUUCAGCAAAUGGCAUAUAUUCCUUUUUGUCUUUGGCACUGUUGGUCUUCAUACAAGAUCCAAACUCAUGCAUUCCUGUGUUUAGUGACACCUCAUCUAAAUGCGUGUGCACACUGGCUCUGCUGCUUAAGCCUGAUUGUUUGGGCUUGUUUGUGGAGGACUGCCCGCAUAGACUGGAGACUGAUUGGAGUCUUGACAGCUUGUCUGUGUUGAGCUGCCACUUGUUGUGUUUCCCAUUUGCUCUGGACGUUCCUGCUCUCACCAUGUCCAGGAUUCUUGACUUGUAUGUCAGCAGUAGUGUUAUUGCAGGCCUUUUACAGGUGAUUCAAACACUUACCCCUUCAUUAUUAGAGCUGCCUCUUUCGCUGCUGAGCCGUCUGCUGCUGUGUGACCCUGAGCGCUCGCUCUCUUGCCUCGGAAAUAGUGCUGGUAAUUUCUUUAUACCAUACCGGGACAACCGCCUCUCUGUCUCCACGGAUACUAGAGACAGAACCGCCAUGUCUCUGCUCUCAGAUCUGAUGCAGUCGGACGUCCUGUGGGAGGCUGCUGUGGAGCUGCUCACUGUUCUGUCCCAAGUUGCCCAAUGUUCCCCACAGCUUCACCUGGAAGUUUCAGUCUUGUGCCGAGCACUGACACACACUCAAGAACAAGUCAGAGAAGCUACUUGCAGACUAUUGGCAAAUAUGCAGACAUCCAACACCAAUGCAUUGUCUAUUAUGAAAUCUGUAAUUUUUCAAUUUAUUCACUGCCUUCGUGAUCCUAGCAUGUCUGUUCGGCGUAUGGCCUGCAGGGCAGUCGGGAGCUGGUUGGGAGGACUGGCUGAGGCAGGGUAUAAAAGCAGUGAGUCCAGCAAUAAAAAGGGGUUUGGUCUUUGGACCAAAGAAAAUAGCAAAACCAAAUCAAACCAACAAGCAGAGUGUGUCCCACUGGCGGAACAGGAGGAUGAGGAAAACUGGACUGAGGCCAUGAGGAGCUGCACAGCUCUGCUGGGGGCCACUCUGUUGGACCCGGACACUAAGAGCCGCCAUCACUGCUGCGUGGCACUGGGGAACCUGGUGAAACUGGAGGGGGCUGUGCAGUGGGUGCUGGAGGAGGACGUGUCCAGUGCACUGCUUAGAGCUGCAUGUAUGGACUCCCAUCACACAGUGAGACAAGCCGCCAUAUCCUCCCUCUGUAUGUUCAGCCAGCAGGAGCCAAUCCGUCAGGCGCUGAUGUCUCUCGAUGCCAAAAGAAAACUUUUGCAGGCUUCACGUGCGUUUCCACAAAGCCACUAUGAGCAGCUCAUUGGACACCUGUGAGAGGUUCAUGUUUGUCUGGCCUGCAUUGGAUACGAACAUUUAGUUGUAGUUAUUGCAUUGUGUGUUUUGUACUUUUUUUUCUCUAAAAGAAAGUUGCGACCGACUUCUGCCCGACUCAAAUAUCAAAUACUAAAAUUUACGAUUUCAUUCAAAAAUCGAGCGGGUCGUGGAUCAUUUUAAUUCCAUAAUUGUUAUUCCAUUGUUAUUAUUCUGUUGUUAUUCUAUUUUCUGAGUUUGAAGGGCCGCGCGCAUCAGCGCCGCGUGCAUCAACGCAGUGCGCGCGGGCCGCACGUGGCGGCCGGAGCAGAGCGCAUCCGGCCUCUGUUACUUUGACAAAUGGAAAUUUGACCUCUUGAAAACUGGGAGACACUAAAAGCUUUUUCCCGAAAUAACUGCUGUAUAACAAAUGAGGUUAAGCAGAGGACACUUUAUUUUGAAACUAUUACAAACACAAUAAACAUGUUCAUGACUAAAACAUAGCGUCUUUACGCG
This is a messenger RNA of Periophthalmus magnuspinnatus, 3985 nucleotides long. It is a transcript of the gene stk36, whose product is annotated as serine/threonine kinase 36 (fused homolog, Drosophila). The coding region runs from base 260 to 3493 and encodes 1077 amino acids. Gene Ontology annotation, molecular function: protein kinase activity; ATP binding. The transcript has 20 exons. The record is from RefSeq and is a predicted model, not a curated record. Gene Ontology annotation, cellular component: cytoplasm. Gene Ontology annotation, biological process: protein phosphorylation. Lineage: Eukaryota; Metazoa; Chordata; Actinopteri; Gobiiformes; Gobiidae.